AUGAUGAGCAAGCCUUUGAUUUAUCUUUGUUUUGGUAAUGAGCAGGUUCCCCUGGUUCUGGACUGUGAGCUGGACAUUGAUUUAGAAGCGGAGCAGUGGCUUUCGUGGUUGAUUUUCAUCUUUAUUCACAUUGAUAAUUUUUCCAAAUCUGUAGUUCAUCAGGCAGAAGGCAUGGUGGAAUCCGGUGAGUUGUUGGUGGAGUCUGAUGAUGAGAAUGUGGAGAACAACAUGAUCAUUCUGGACGAUGAAAAUAUUGGAGUUGAUGAUCUGAUAGUGCCUGCAGUUGGUAUGAAAUUCAAAGAUGAAACGGAAGUCUUCGACUUUUAUAAAAGAUAUGGUUAUGCCGUUGGUUUCCCAGUUCGGAAACGAAAUUCGAAAAAAGACGACGACGGGGUUUUGAGAUAUGUGACCUUGACAUGUAGUCGUGAAGGUCGUCGAAGUAGUACUACAAGCGGUUCUUUGAAGCCUCAACCAACAAUUCAGACUGAUUGUAAAGCGAGGAUCUCUGCAUCUUUCGAUGUACUUGGUACCUGGAGAAUAAAUACAGUCCACCUUGAGCAUAAUCAUAAAACCAGUCCUUCAAAGUCCAGAUUGUAUCGUUGUAAUAGAGAAUUGAGUGCACAAGUAAAGCGGAGGCUUGAAGUUAAUGAUACGGCAGGAAUUCCAUUGCACAAAAGUUUUAACUCUGCCGUUGUUGAAGCAGGAGAUGCCGUAGCCAUACAGUCCUACUUUUCAGAAAUGCAAGUGCGAUGCUCGGGCUUUUACUUUAGUAUUGAUUUGGACGACGAAUCGCGGUUGAAGAAUGUGUUUUGGGCGGACUAUCGAUGUAGGCAAGCAUAUAGGGAGUUCGGGGAUGUUGUUACGUUCGAUACCACUUACCUCACAAAUAAGUAUGACAUGCCCUUUGCCCCUUUUGUUGGCGUAAACCAUCACUGCCAAUCAACACUGCUUGGAUGUGGUUUGAUAUCGAAUGAGGACACGAACACUUUUGUGUGGCUGUUCAGGACAUGGCUUAAAUGCAUGCAUGGUCAACCUCCGCAUGGAAUAAUUACCGAUCAGGACAGGGCUAUGCAAAAUGCUAUUGAGGUUGUUUUUCCACAUACAAAACACAGGUGGUGUUUAUGGCAUAUUUUGAAGAAAUUACCUGAGAAGUUUGGAUAUCACUGCCAAUCAACACUGCUUGGAUGUGGUUUGAUAUCGAAUGAGGACACGAACACUUUCGUGUGGCUGUUCAGGACAUGGCUUAAAUGCAUGCAUGGUCAACCUCCGCAUGGAAUAAUUACCGAUCAGGACAGGGCUAUGCAAAAUGCUAUUGAGGUUGUUUUUCCACAUACAAAACACAGGUGGUGUUUAUGGCAUAUUUUGAAGAAAUUACCUGAGAAGUUUGGAUAUCACGUGGAUAAGGGUUUGAUAUUCUCGACUAUUCAUGAAUUGGUAUAUGAUUCACAAUUUAUUGAACAAUUUGAACAAGGUUGGAGAGUAAUGAUCGAUACGUUUGAGUUGCAUGACAAUGACUGGUUGUCGGGAUUGUAUGAGAAUAGAGGACGUUGGGUUCCUUGCUACUUCAAAACAACGUUUUGGGCUGGGAUGUCGACAACACAGCGAAGUGAGAGUAUGAACGCCUUCUUUGAUGGUUAUGUGCAUGCCAAGACUUCAUUGAAACAAUUCGUCGAACAGUAUGAAAGAGCACUACGAAAUAAGGUUGAAAAGGAAUUUCAGGCUGAUUUUAAGUCUUUUUCACAGAUGGUACCAUGUGCUACAACAUAUGAAAUGGAAAAGCAAUUUCAGUCAGUCUACACCAUUUCCAAAUUUCGAGAAGUUCAAGCUGAGUUUACGGGAAAAGUGUACUGUGACCUUAUAUCUGCUUCGCAGGGACAUUUUGGGAUGACGUAUGAAGUACGAGAGGAUGUUGUGUGUGGCAAUCGCCGAACCAAAAAGACAUUUCGAGUAGUCCUUCAGAAAGAUACAUGUGACAUUACUUGCAGCUGCCACUUGUUCGAGUUUCGGGGAAUAAUUUGCAGACACACGAUCGCAGUGUUGAUUCGUAAUGAUGUUACCAUACUACCGAGCCGCUACAUAUUGAGGAGAUGGAGGAGAGACGUAAGUAGAGCACAUACGAGGGUACCAGUUAAUUACGCUGGUUUGGUAAGUACUCCUGGGCAAUUGAGGUACGACAAUAUGUGUCAAGCGUUCUCCUCGGUUGCUGACCUUGCAGCAGACGAUGAAGUCCGCUCACGUGCGGUAAUGAAUUGGAUUGAAGUGAUAAAGAAAGAGCUUAUGAUGUCACCUCCAAGUACUGGUAGUAAUAUCUUAUCGCACAAUACUUUUCAGUUACCCUCACAAGGUACUGGAUCGCAAAAUACUGUUGGUGGGAGCAUAGGAGAUCCUAAACAAUCAAAGAAAAAGGGCGCGCCAAAGAAACUUCGAAGGAAAAGCCCGUUGGAGACAUGUUCAAAGAAAACAAAGGUGUCGUCGACUGCAUGCAUAAGACAGAAUAACCCAGCUCAUGAUGCACCAAAAGUUCAGGGCGGUGAGGAAAGUUUUGCAUUUGCACCACAUAUACCAUCGCCCAGUGCGACCCAGUUGGGUAAGACACAUGCUAUGUUAAAUUCUGAUGAUUUUAUGACUAGCCAGUUCCUGGUAGCUUUUCUGGAUUCAACAUAUGCAGACAAGGAUUUUAUUCAAUGA
Messenger RNA from Olea europaea var. sylvestris, 2688 nucleotides. Its product is annotated as protein FAR1-RELATED SEQUENCE 2-like. Bases 1 to 2688 code for a protein of 895 amino acids. The transcript is spliced from 6 exons. Gene Ontology annotation, biological process: regulation of DNA-templated transcription. NCBI's taxonomy places the organism in Eukaryota, Viridiplantae, Streptophyta, Magnoliopsida, Lamiales, Oleaceae. The record is from RefSeq and is a predicted model, not a curated record. Gene Ontology annotation, molecular function: zinc ion binding.